GCAGGCACGGAUUAUCGUGUGUUCGCGAGUAUAUUUUCUUUCGUCCUAUCGAAAUUUUUCUCUCGACUAAAUCGUCCAUAUUUCUCUGCAUCUCUGUGUCCUACGCGAUAAAAAAUAAGCGCGAAUUUCGAGUCGCGAUUCUUGCAUCGUUUGGGCGACGAUUUUCUCCCUUGCGCUCCGCAGACGAGCGAGUGCAACGGCUCCGAAAUACAACAAAGUGCGUGAUUUUUUUCUCGGAACUUGGUAGAGGCCAUUCCCCGUUGGCCCAGGCCGGCAAUAGAAGUCAGCGUGUGUCUGGGACUCGUGCUGACUCUGUUUUUCCUUGUUAUAUGCGGUGGCUCGCGUUGUUGAGUGCAGCCAAAAUACUUUUUCAAUUCUACCAUUCGCUCAAGGCGUUUGUGCGCAAGAUGAUUCGAAAUCCGUUUCGAUUUAUGGAGCAACCAACUAGAAGACCCCCGAAAAGAGUCAUCGAGCCAGUCGAUGAGUGGUUACACAAUGAAGGCUUUUAUCGAAAAAAUACUCCCAAAGACCCAACUUGCUUGUUUAGGGCUGUCAGUGAACAAAUUUACAAUAAUCAAAGGGAUCAUGUGAGAGUAAGGAGAGAAUGUGUUGAAUAUAUGAGGAAAAAUAAAGAAAAAUUUGAAGAGAAAAUUAAAACAUCUAUUGAUGAUUACUUGGACCAAAUGGCUUGCGUGGGUCAAAAUGGGGGAAUGAAUGAAAUUCUAGCCAUGUCUUGGUUGUACAAGAAAAAUGUUGUCAUUUUCCAUGCACAAACAUUGACCAAAGAUUUAAGUAUCGAUAAUGGAUAUGCGGAAGGGAUUUGUUUGUGUUUCAUACCUCCAAAGCAAUAUGAAAGCGUAUUUACCCAAGAACAUACUGCCAAUGCUGGAUUUUGUCAAUCCAUAGUUUAUCAAAUGCUGUACAAAAAUGUAUUUAAAAUGAACACUGUUGAUAGUACUGUUAAUAAGAUGCUACAUGAUAGAAACAAUCAUCUACGACACGACAAGUUUUUCUUGAAAGGGAAUAUGGAAAUUAGAAACCAAUUGACUUUAGAGUUAAUUGACAAACUUGAUGGAGAAGAUCUUGAAGAAACUCAAAGAAUUAAUAGGGGUAUUACACCAUUUCCUUAUAGAGUUGCAAAAGCUUUGGAUCCUUCAAUUUAUCGAAAUAUUGAUUAUGAUAUUUGGCAUGAAUUAAAAAAAGAGAGUAAGAAUUCUGGUUUUGCCAAAUUUAAUUCUAAUGAACUUCAACCUGGAAGCAAAUGCUAUGUACAUCUCAUUGAAUUGAAAGAUUCUGAUAAGGCGAACAAUAAUUUCAUGACGUCUAGGGAACCUUGGGAUAGCAAUAAAGCUGUAACAAAAUGUAAAAAUAUGGAGCCAUCAAUAUAUUAUACCGGUCACAUACAAGAAAUGAGUAAAAAUAAUGGACCUGUGGUAGUAUUUAUUGAAGAAUUAGGACAGAGAGUGACAGUGCCACGUGAAGCCUUGAAGCAAAUUCCUCCAAAAAAAGUUAAAUCAAACAAUUGGGCCCUAAGUCCAAAUAAAAAGAAUAUGAUGGUUCAGAAUCAAAAAUGGAAAAAGCCAUGGAAUUCAUCCAAUCGUAAAGUCAAAGAACAAGUUCCUUUAGACAAUAACAAUGAAAAAAUUCCAAAUAACAAUACUAAAAAUACAACUAAAAAUGUCACCUCAAAAGUUGACGUUAAUAAUAUGACUGAAAAUAGCGAGAGCAAUACUGUCGCAGAUAGUAAUUUGGCUUCAUGUCAAGAUAUUGGAACCAAAGCAGUUGAAAAUUUAAAAACAGAAUUGGAAACUACUCAUAUCACACUUUAUCAACCUGCUGAAAAACCAACUGUUGAAGAGGAUAAAAAAGGUGCAAAAUUUGUUACAAAUAAUGAUGCAGUACGUGAAAAUAUGUCCAAAAAACAAACCCAAAAUGUUACAACAAAUAAGAAUAACGUUGAUGGAAAUCAAACAAAUAAGCAAAACAUUCAAAGAAAUGGGAAAUCUGAAAUAUUUUAUCCUGUAUACCCAAAUGCUCCAUAUCCUACUCAUUUUCCAAUUGAUGGAGAAGUUCAUUAUAAUUAUAACAUAGUUAAAACUAUUGAUCCAGAAGCAAAUGAAAUUCCUUAUGCAGCAACAACGGCGCAACAUUAUUAUAAUAUAAAUCCUAAGUAUUAUUGGUCUCAAACUCCCUGGUCGAAUGGUGUUAAUGGUCCGCCUAUACAAUUUGCCGAAAAUCAAUAUUAUUUGGCUCAAGCACCCUUGAUGGACCCAAAUUAUAAUCCCAACAUUAUAAGUGUCCCUGUUGCUACUAAUGAAUCUCACAUAUCGCAAGUUAGCCCAAUGCAACAACCGAAUAAUAAUCAAAAUCGGCAAAAUCAACGCUCGACCCCACCCCGAAGCCAGGAAAACAAUAAUCGGCAAAGACAGAACCACCGAAAUAAUAAUAAUGAUUAUCGAAAUUCACCAAAUGUGGACAUAAAUCGAAACCGUUCUGAUUACAAGAAUUCCAACCAUCUAGAGCAACAGAUACCUAAUAAAGGAAAAACGAAUCCGAUUGCACCCAGGUUUAAGCGGAAUAAUGAAAAUCGUAACAACAAUAACAAUAACAACCGAAAUAACAACUCCAAUGAACAUCACGCUCCUCAUCAACAACAACAGCAUUACCAACGGUAUCAACAGCAAGAUUACGACUAUCGCCACAAUCGAAAACAACAGCAGCAACAACAGCAACAGCAUCAACAAUCACAAGUACAACAGCAGUCUUCUCAAACUCCUCAACAACCUAUGGAAAUGCAUGCUUCAAUGACGCACCAUGCGAUCGAGAUGAACGAUAUGCAUCAACAGCAAUUGUCUAACCAUCAACAACAACAACAGCCACCACCACCACCUCCACCCACGCAACAACAGCAGCAGCAACAACAACAACAACAACAACAACAACAACAACAACAGCAACAGCAGCAGCCUCAGCUUCAACAUCAAACUCCAAGUCAACAACAACAAAUGAUGCAGCCUCAAACACCACCACCCAUGCAACAGCCACAAGCUUAUGGAUAUCAUAUAGCUUACAAUCAACAGGUGCCUUUCGUGCCGUACGGAGCUUAUGCGCCAGAGCACGAAGCUGCUUAUACAACUUCAUUUUAUCCUCCUGGGCCAGGUUUUAUUCAAGUUCCAUACAUAGCCACUGAAAUGUCGGCCGAUGGUAGCCCAGCAACCAUGACGCCUUUAUAUCCAGCUCCAAUGGAUGGUUUUGCUGCACCGGCUCAAUACCCUUUGUACCCUCAAUACGUGUACCAUCCAAGUCCGAUUUAUUCUGGACCAAUACCGCCACCUCAACCACCUCAACAGCCCCAAUCUCAGGUGAAUGAGCAACCGCAAUCUCAACAGCAACAACAGCAACAACAGCCUUGCUAUGCACAACCACCACCGGUGCCCCCUCCGCAAUUUCAACCUUAUUUCUUUCCUUAUGCUCCGCCUCCUCCUCCACCCCAAGGCAUACCUCCAGCGCCCUUGCAUUAAUUACAUUAAAAAUGUAUAAUGCAGCAAGGAUUCUGGAUGUGUAAUUUUUUUACCAGUUCAAAUCAUAGGUGAUCAGUCAUGCACCACAUAUUUUAUCUAAUGCUGUUUUUAAUCGAUAUUUAGAAUAGUUACAUUUUCAUGGUGACAUGAUAGAUACAUGUAUGGUUCUGAUUUGUAAAAAAAUUAUACUAUGAGAUAAUGGUUGAAUAAAAAGCACGAUUGUUUUUUCAAGAAGUAUUAAAUGAUGCUCAUCUUCCUACAUGGAAAAUUAUUCGACAUAUUCGAGCCAAUAUAUCGUAUAUAUAUCUAUAUAUACAUUACAGGUUUUCCUUUAUAAGGUACUGGUUAUUCUGACAAAGUAUAUUAUUUUGGAAAAUAAUAUAUAGUACAAUAGUUGUUUUAAAUUGUAAAAUUCAGUAAAGUCACUUCUGGUAAACUAAACUUGGAGUUACUAGAUGUUAAUUUAGUUCAUUCACGAUCAUGAAUAAAUUACUACAUUUUAACUCUUA
This is a messenger RNA of Trichogramma pretiosum, 4030 nucleotides long. RefSeq lists its product as uncharacterized. Gene Ontology annotation, molecular function: cysteine-type deubiquitinase activity. The transcript has 16 exons. The coding region runs from base 330 to 3521 and encodes 1063 amino acids. The record is from RefSeq and is a predicted model, not a curated record. Gene Ontology annotation, biological process: protein deubiquitination. Lineage: Eukaryota; Metazoa; Arthropoda; Insecta; Hymenoptera; Trichogrammatidae.